Molecule: messenger RNA, 1113 nt
Organism: Rosa rugosa (rugosa rose)
Lineage: Eukaryota; Viridiplantae; Streptophyta; Magnoliopsida; Rosales; Rosaceae
Product: protein VASCULATURE COMPLEXITY AND CONNECTIVITY
Exons: 3
Coding region: 223-855 (210 amino acids)
Source: RefSeq, a predicted model, not a curated record
UUUUUCCUUUUGGCACUUUGUAUUUGUGUCUGUCUGUUCAGACCGAAAGAAAAAGAACUGGGCUUGACGGCAUCUUCGAUAUCAUCAUUUACGCAACACACUACAGUAGUUACUUCAUCAACUUUACGCCUUCUUUUUUUUUUCUCUGGACACAAAUAACCAAAAUCUACUCGCAGAAUUGAAACAGUGUGAGUGAGAGUGAAGAGAGUUAAUUUUUCUGAGAUGGAGAAAAAGGUGCUUCUGGUUUGCUGUGUGGCGGGACUGUUGGGGCUGUUGUCGGCUGCUACAGGAUUUGGUGCUGAGGCAACAAGAAUCAAGGGUUCUCAGGUUCAGUUUGUCAAUGCUAGUCAAUGUGAAUAUCCUCGGACUGCAGCUCUUGGUCUUGGUUUUACUGCCGCAGUGGCUCUUAUGGUAGCUCAUAUAAUUAUAAAUGUUUCAACAGGAUGCAUUUGUUGCAAGAGGAUCCCCCGACCUUCCAAUUCUAACUGGACGGUUGCCCUUAUCUGCUUUGUUGUUUCCUGGUUCUCGUUUGUAAUAGCAUUUCUUUUGCUGCUCACUGGUUCUGCACUCAACGAUCGACAUGGUGUAGAAAGCAUGUACUUUGGCAGCUACUACUGUUAUGUUGUGAAGCCUGGAGUGUUUGCUGGAGGUGCUGUCUUAUCCCUUGCAAGUGUGACCCUAGGAAUUUUCUACUACAUGACCUUAAAUUCAGCAAAGAACAACGACAAUCUGUGUGGUAAUGCUGUUCAGGGGCCAGCAAUAGCUAUGGGGCAACCCCAGUUUCCAGCACAGAAUAAUACUCAAGACCCUGUCUUUGUCCAUGAAGACACUUAUAUGAGACGGCAAUUCACAUGAUCCGUGGAUAUAUAUCUUGGGUCAGCUAUUCGUGUUCAGUGUUUAUCCUAUGAAGAUGGUGAUCGGUGUUGGAAGAUUGUUGUAGUUGCCAUAUAGCAUAUUCUAGGAAAUCUGGAGUUUUCUUGUCGAAGUCUGCUGUGCUUGUGGUAUAGGUUUAUGUGAGACAACAGUUCGCAUGAUUCGUGGAUACAUGUAGGCUCGGAUAUUCAUGUUCAUUCUGUGGAUCCUUUCUAUAUAAUGAUCAGCCUUUGACGAUUA